AUGGAUUUACAAGUUACUAGGGAAGAAAGAAUGCUUCAUUUGAAUGAACUUGAUGAGUUUCAUCAUGAUGCUUAUGAAAAUGCCUUUAUAUACAAAGCAAAGACCAAGAUGUGGCACGUCAAGCACAUAGCGAAGAAAAACUUUGAAGUGGGUCAAAAAGUACUACUGUACAAUUAUAGACUUAGGCUCUUUCCCGAAAAACUUAAGUCUAGAUGGUCUGGACCUUUCAUAGUUACACAAGUCUACCCAUAUGGAGCUGUUGAGAUCUCUCAUGAGGAAAAGGGUACAUUUGAGGUGAAUAGGCAGCGAUUGAAGCUGUACAUAGAUGGAGCACUGAGUUGUAAGUCAUUGCCCAUCAAACUCGACAUCCCGGAAUGA
Messenger RNA from Pistacia vera, 378 nucleotides. RefSeq lists its product as uncharacterized. The coding region runs from base 1 to 378 and encodes 125 amino acids. The transcript has a single exon. The record is from RefSeq and is a predicted model, not a curated record. NCBI's taxonomy places the organism in Eukaryota, Viridiplantae, Streptophyta, Magnoliopsida, Sapindales, Anacardiaceae.